UGAAGCCUUCCCCUGACAUUGGGUUUUAUCACUGCAGUGCUAGGACAGGAUAUCAGUAACACACUCUUAUGAUCAUUUCCUGUGGCUUGUGGGCUUUUCAUUUCCUGCAUUUAUUAUGAUUCAUGGCAUUAUGGGGGACAAUCUAUGAUAUGUUGCUGAUUGCAGCUGUACUGACACAGCAGGGAACACAAGCAGACCCAUCCCAAGACCUGUUCUGCUUCAGGCACCACAAGAAUUCGGCAGUGAAUUGUACCUGGAGUCCAAGUGAUGUCACCCCCACAAACUACACCUUCUAUUUUCAGGAGAAGGGCAGCAAUGAUCCAACUGAAAUAUCGACCUGUUUACAUUCAUUGACACUGGAGAGGAAGCAAUUCACUGCAGGAAGAGCCUACGUUGCCUGGGUAAAAACCAAUGGCACAGAAAGAGAGGAAAGCUUAACAAGACUGGAAUUCAUCAUCGAUGACAUAGUAAAACCUCUGUCGCCAGCUGCUGUGGCUGGAGAACUGAUAAAGAACACUCCAAAUACCAUAUGUAUUACAUGGCAGAAACCCAACAACAUCGAUUCAUCAAAAAAUCUUCAGUUCAAGCUUCAGUACAGAGAUGUCAAUCACCUUUCAUGGACUGAGGUUCCACAGGAUGAAAUUGGCAUCCAUGCAACAGCUUACGAGUUGGAGAAUCUACAACCAUUCACAUUCUAUGAGUUUCGAGUACAAUGUGCACGAGAAGGAGAAACAAACAGGAGACUGUGGAGUGAAUGGAGUGCAGUGUCCAGGAUCAGAACCUCUGAAGGCUCUCCUGUUCGAUCUCUCGAUCUGUGGUUCAUGCGCCAGCCAGAUCUGGAUAGGCUGUGGAUGCUUACCGUACUGUGGAAGCGCCUUGAACAUCAUCAAGCAAGAGGAAUAAUUCAGAAAUAUACAGUGGUCUACAGGGAUGGAGAAAUGAUGACUGAGGAAGCAAUCACUGUCUGCUGCAACUUCAGCCUUCCAAACACCACCCAAUGGGUGAACGUCACUGCACACAACUCUGUUGGAGCAACUCAGCCAGCCAAGCUCAGCCUAACAGCAGACCUCCCGUCACCAUUCAAUAUGACAGUUCAUAGCAGGAACCACUCAGUACUGGUGUCCUGGGAGCGACCUGCCAACGCGAUCCCUGAAGAGUUUGUGGUGGAAUGGUAUAAAAUAAAUUCAGAAUACACACUUGACUGGAGAAAAGUACCAGCACAGAAUGUCAGCGUAACUUUGCGGGGAGGUCUUCUGCGUCCACUGCUUCUGUACAGGCUCUCGGUGUACGCUCGAUAUCAGGCAGGAUUGGGAGGCCCAGUGUCCACUCUGGUAUACACAGAAGAAGGAGUUCCUCUUGCUGGGCCUGAAAUCUCAAUUCUAAAUAUCUCCCAGACUGGAGUCACUUUGCUAUGGAAGGAUCUCCCACUGGAUCAACGUCGAGGGUUUAUACAAUUCCUUACUCUGUACUAUGUCAAGAAUCCAGAUAGACUUUCAAAAAAAAAGGGUCUCAAUUUAAGCAAUACAUUAAACAGAUACACACUGUUGCACCUGGAGCCCGACAGCACAUACACAAUCUGGAUGACAGCAUCCACUACUAUGGGAGAGGGAAGCAGAGGGCCAUACCUUCGCUUUAAAACUCAAGGUUCACAGGUUGUGACCUGGAUGCUUGUGGCACUGUUUUGUAUAUCUGCGGUGAUUGGAGCUCUUUCUUUCUACUUCUGUAGAUUGUAUAAACAGAGAAUACAAAGCUGCAGCUCAUUCUACUUACCUCAGUGGUGUGGCCAGAGAAUUCCAGAUCCAAGGAACAGCAAAGUUAGGCACCAGCUGUAUGAUUAUCCUUCAAACUACUAUGAGGUGACAGCAGAGACAGUAAUUCAUGAAUUGGAAGAGAUUGAAACUGAGGACAAGACUGAAGUUCCAUCAAUGACAAGCAACAGUUCCACUCUGGCAAAAGACAUGGGACCUAGCAGUUCAGAAGGUCCUUCCUGGACAAGUCGUUAUUCUUCACCAGUGGAGACACCUCCAGAAGCCUCCACUUGUUUGGAAAAGAAACCUGUGGAAGAGCCAGCAACCAGCACAGGAGUAAUGGUGAAACCCCUCAGCUCCACCGGUUACGAAAAACACUUCUUGCCAUCAGAGGCAGAUGUGCUUAAUAAUGAAUGGCAGUUAGCAAACAGAAAGGAGUGGCUGGGAAUCGAGGACGAUCAUUAAACUUCAGCAGGAUGGAACAUCAAUUUCAACAUGAUGAAGUGACCAGGAAGGUUGAUGAGAGAAGGGCAAUAGAUGUAGUCUAUAUGGAUUUCAGUAAGGUCUUUGAUAAGGUUCCACAUGGUAGGCUGCUCUGGAAGGUUAGAUCGCAAUGAAUCCAGGGAGAGCUGGCAUUUUGGACAUGCAAUAGGCUUGAUGGUAGGAAGCAGAGAGUAAAAGUGGAAGGAUGUUUGUCAGACUGGAGGCCUGUGACUAGUGUUGUGCCUCAGUGAUCGGUGCUGGGGCCAUUGCUGUUUGUUAUCUAUAUCAAUGAUUUUGAUGUGAGUGUACAAGGCACGAUUAAUACGUUUGCAGAUAACAGUGAAAUAGGCGGUAUUGUAGACAGUGAGGAAGAUUAUCAGAAAUUGCAGCAGGAUCUUGAUCAGCUGGGGAUGUGGGCCGAGAAAUGGAAAAUGGAGUUUCAUAUAGAUAAGAAUGAGGUAUUGCAUUUUGGAAAGUCAAAUCAAGGUAGGAGUUUCAUGGUGAAUGGUAGGGCCUUGAGGAGCGUAGUGGAACAGAGGGACCUUGGAGUCCAGGUGCACGGUUCUCUGAAAUUUGGAAUUGCAGGUAGACAGGGCAAUGAAGAAGGCUUUUGGCGUACUGACCUUCAUCAGUCAAAGCAUUGAGUACAGAAGUUGGGAAGUUACAUUGCAGUUGUACAGGAGUUUGGAGAGGCUGCAUUUGGAGUAUUGUGUUCGGUUUUGGUCAUCUUCCUAUAGGAAGAAUGUUGUUAAACUGGAAAGAGUGCAGAAGAAAUUUAUAAGGAUGUUGCCAGGACUCAAGGGCCUGAGUCUUAGGAAGAGAUUGGAUAAGCUAGGACUUUUUUCUUUAGAGUGUAGGAGACUGAGGGGGGAUUUUAUAGAAGUGUAUAAGAUCAUGAGAGACAUUGUUAGGGUGAAUGCACUCAGUCUUUUUCCCAGGGUUGGGGAAUCGAGGACUAGAGGGCAUCGGCAUCAGUUUAAGUUAAGAGAGGAAAGAAUACAGGGGAACCUGAGGGGCAACGAUUUUACACAGAGGGUGAUAUGCAUAUUGAAUGAGCUGACAGCGGAAGUGGUUGAGGCAGGUACAUUAAUGACAUUUAAGGAGUAUUUAGAUGAAUACAUGGAUAGGAAAGUUGCGAAGUAUACGGGCCAAGUGCAGGGAAAUGGGGUUAGUGUGGACGGGCAUUUUGGUCGGCAUGGACCAGUUUGGGCCGAAGGGCCUGUCUCCGUGUUGCAGGACUCUAUGACUCUAUGUUAUUCAAAUUAACCUGCAUUGCUGCUGGCCUCAGCUCUCUGAAGUCACACAUUUAACAAGCCUAAACAAAAAUGAUGAGAAAGGCAAGAGACAAAGCCAGUGGACUCAUCAACAGAACAAAUGUGUUGUCACAAUUCAAUGAUUAAACUCAGGGUUCCACAAAAUCCAUGUUGUCCUACUGUAGCAUCCAAACUUUCCCUACGCAAUUUCAGGAUUUCUACCUGAUUGAUAUAUGAAUCUCCGUCUUUUUGUUUCACUCACUGAAUACUUCAAACGAAGUGAUCCAAAGUUAUUUUUCCAUUCCAUGCACUUUCCUUACUUUGGUGAAGUCAUCAAGAGUUGUCUCCUGUCAGUGCUGGAAAUCUGUAGAUCUCCAGUCUCCACUGCCUGCUCUGUUUUCCAACUCUGGGAUUGGUAGUUAUCCAAUACUUCCAAGGGCCUGAAUGUCUUGUGAACAUCAGUUUCAUUUUUUAAAAA
Messenger RNA from Stegostoma tigrinum, 3962 nucleotides. RefSeq names its product interleukin-12 receptor subunit beta-2-like. The coding region runs from base 123 to 2213 and encodes 696 amino acids. Lineage: Eukaryota; Metazoa; Chordata; Chondrichthyes; Orectolobiformes; Stegostomatidae. Gene Ontology annotation, cellular component: external side of plasma membrane; interleukin-12 receptor complex; interleukin-23 receptor complex. Gene Ontology annotation, biological process: cytokine-mediated signaling pathway; positive regulation of activated T cell proliferation. Gene Ontology annotation, molecular function: cytokine receptor activity; interleukin-23 binding; interleukin-12 receptor binding. The record is from RefSeq and is a predicted model, not a curated record. The transcript is spliced from 15 exons.